AUGUUUCAAAUAAAUACACUGUCUCCUGGUAAUAAUACUUUUAGAACUAAUCACACCAUGAAUACAACGUGGGAACAAGUUCGUCGGGAAGUCAGAGAAUACCGAAGUUCUGCACAGCCGUCCAACGUUAUAAAUAUUAAAGAUUUUUGUUUUGACGAAAGAAAUAAUCGCGCAUACUUUCUAGCAACGGAUCCUUCCCGAAUGAAAACCUCAACUUUAUUUGUAGUUGAUUUGCCCCAGUAUGAUAGUAGGGAUCAGUUAAUCGAAACUGGAAUAACGGGGGACACUCAAGGUUCUCAAAAUGGGACUGCCAAUCCUGAUUGUAAUUAUCCCUUCAGUUUUUCUAAUAAUGAAUUUCAGGUGAAAGAAUUUUCCUAUACUUUUUGUCCAUCUACUUCCAACAAUACAUCUUCACUCUCACCAUCUAUCAAAUUAUCAGAUUCGGAUGGUUUUAAUAUGAACAAAAUGUUUUCUACUUCAUAUCCAAAAAAUCCAAAGACUUCGAAUAAUUUAAAUGCGUUAUCAAAGAUUCCAGUUGUAGAAUGGAAACCUCUACUUCCAGAAUCAUGGUUGAAAGAAAAGUCUGUUUCAGAGACUUUAUCGCGCGAAGAAUUGUUUGUUAAAGAACGGAGAAGAUUAGCCUUACAGGGUAUAACGAGCUAUCAAUUCGACUCACAUAGUGGACAAAUUUUAUUCAGUUAUGGAAGCGGAAUUUAUUUGGGACAUGUUGCCAAGAAUGGAGAAUUUUAUCCACGUCCUAUAACACCUUACUCUUCAGGGCCAAUAAUAUAUUCAGGCAGCAUUUUAGGUUAUCCUUUAAAUCAUUCACCUCAACACAAUAAUAUAUCACCUAUUUCAUCUCCUUCAACUACCGCUUCAUCUUCUCCAUCACCUUCACCAUGUUGUUCGUCACCAAUAAAUUCCGUACCACCACGAUUAGAUCCAAAAUUAGGUGGCCGCAAUCAUAACUUAGUCGCCUUUAUUCGAGAUCGAGAUAUAUGGGUGACUACGUCCAACGGUUGCGAGACUCAAUUGACAUUUUGCAAUGACCAUGAUCGCGAUGGUACAGCAGCGUUAAGCUGUGGGGUUGCAGAAUUUGUUAUGCAGGAAGAAUUCCACCGAUUUACGGGUUAUUAUUGGGCACCACCUUCGUUAUCAAAUUGUAUGAAAGAUCAACUUGAGCGUAUUUUAUACUUGCAAAUUUCGGAAUCAAUGGUCGAUUUAGUGUUAAUAUCAAGACCAGGUCCACAAGGAGAAGUAGAAGAAUAUAGAUAUCCAAAAGCUGGUACACCAAAUGCUGUGAGUGAUUUACAGAUUGUAGAGUUUAUUCCUCGAUAUCAUGAAGAGGAGGAUUCUUAUGAACCCGUUCAUAAAAGACUUUGGGGUAAUGCUGCCUUGGAUAAACUCUUUCCUUGGAUGGAGUAUAUCGUACGGUUUGGGUGGUGUCCAAAUGGCAAAAGUGUGUGGGUGCAAUUGCUUGACAGACUACAGAAACGAACAGCAAUUGUAAAAAUACCUAUUUGCAAUUUUAUGAGUAUAACGGAGUAUCAACAGACAUGUGGACAAUAUGACGAUUUAUGUGUAUCAAGAAUAGAAGUUGUAUAUGAAGAAAGAAGUGAUGUUUGGAUAAAUGUCACAGAUAUAUACUAUUAUUUCAAUGUUGAUGAUGAUUUUGAUAAUCAAAGAUCUGGGGUACACCUUGCUUCACCUUCUUCAAUGACUUAUACACUUCAAACACCUUUAUUACCCACUAAACUUUUUAUAACUUCUGAAAGUAGUGGGUUUCGUCAUCUUUAUCUUGUGGUGAAACCUUCUGCUUCCUCACCAAAUUAUCAUAUUAGAGCAAUUACAGCUGGAAAUUGGCCUAUUGUAGACAGACCAAUAUAUGUUGAUACAAAAAGACAAUUAGUUUAUUUUACCGCAAAGAAAGAUACACCAUUAGAGACGCAUUUAUACGUCGCUAGUUAUUCUGAAGGUGCGGAUCCUUUGACGGUAGUACGAUUAACAGAAUUAGGAUAUAGUCAUACAGUAGUAAUGGAUGAAAAAUGUGAAAGAUAUUUAGAUUGGUUUUCUAGUGUUAGUGAGAAACCACGAUGUAGUGUACGAUAUUUAGUAUGGAAUGAGAGAAAUAUUUUUCCUAGUGUUAGUGAGACGAUGGGUCUAUUUGUAAAAGGUGGUAAAGAAGACGAUGAGAAGGAAUGGGACGAUAAGAAACUUUCAAAAAAAGUUCCUAUAGGAGAAUUUUUUGAUUUUAUAAAUAAUGACGGUGUAAAAAUAUAUGGGUGUAUUUACCGGCCGGAAAAUUACGUCUCUGGAAAAAAAUAUCCCACACUUUUAAGCAUUUAUGGCGGUCCAAAAUCUCAGAUGGUGACUAAUGAUUAUAAGUACCCGCGAUUUCUUCGAUUGUUCCUCGCAACACGACUUGGAUUUACGGUAGUUUUAAUUGAUGGUCGUGGUUCUUCAGAUAGGGGUGUAACGUUUGAGUCUUAUCUUAAAGGUCGUAUGGGUACUGUUGAACUUGAGGAUCAGAUUGCAGGACUUAAUUACUUAGCAUCUAAAAAAAUGGGAGUUGAUCUAGAAAGAGUAGCCAUUACCGGAUGGAGUUAUGGAGGAUAUUUAAGUCUAAUGGCGUUAGCUCAAUAUCCACGCAUAUUUAAAUUAGCCAUCGCUGGAGCACCCGUAACGCAAUGGGAACUUUACGACACAGCUUACACUGAACGUUAUAUGGGGCUUCCGUCGGAAAAUCAGGAAGGGUACCGUAAAGGAAGUGUUCUUAAUUGGGCUGACAAAUUUCCCGAUAAUGAAAAUCGGCUAUUAAUUGCCCAUGGGCAAAUUGAUGAAAACGUUCAUUUCAAAAAUUCCGAAUUGUUAGUGUCUGCGUUGGUUAAACAAAACAAACCACAUAAAUUACAACCAUAUCCGACGGAAAGACACGGUCUAAGACAUGCUAAUGUAGCCGAACAUUUUGAAACUUUAAUGUUUUUUUGGCUAGUGAAUUAUCUAUAACGGUUAAAGCCUGAAUUAUCUUUUGAGGUUUUUUUUUGAUGUAAUAUAAUAGUUUUUCAAAAGAUUUUUAAUCAUCAAUUUUGAAUUAUGAAGAAGGGUGGAUGUAUUGGAAGAAACAAUUAAAUUAAUUAAAUUAAAUUAAAAAUGGACUUAUUUA
This is a messenger RNA of Rhizophagus irregularis DAOM 181602=DAOM 197198, 3163 nucleotides long. RefSeq lists its product as uncharacterized. The record is from RefSeq and is a predicted model, not a curated record. Lineage: Eukaryota; Fungi; Glomeromycota; Glomeromycetes; Glomerales; Glomeraceae. Gene Ontology annotation, biological process: proteolysis. Gene Ontology annotation, molecular function: dipeptidyl-peptidase activity; serine-type peptidase activity.